AUGGCUCCCAACCUCUUCAUCUGCCUCCGCGCCGUCUUCUGCCCGACCUACUGGUUCCAGAAUGGCAACCGCAUCAACGGCGCCGUCAACCGCGAGCAGCACUGGGAGACUCCCGUGCCAGGCACCUACCAAUUUUUCCCCGGAAAGGGCUGGCAUCUGAUCCGCCGCGACGACGGUGGCCACGACGAAAAGUUGCCCGCGCCGCUGGUCUACUGCCGUGUUCUUCACCGCUACAUGUUCGAAUCCGAGCUCGAGGACCGCUGCCGCUGGUUCUCGGCGCCGCUACACAGAGGUGGGCGCCCGGAGCAGCUGCGCUUCCUCUUGCUGGAUGAUGGUGUCUCGUGGGUUGCUGCGUGGGAUGCGCAGGACCGCUUUAUUCCCGGACCCUAUCCCAAGUGGUGGCUCGACGAGGAUGGCGAGACUCUGCAUCGGGGCGCUUCGCCGCCGACCAGUGCCAAUGUGUCGCGGUGCAGCAGCAUUGUUGCCAAAUAUGAUUAA
This is a messenger RNA of Penicillium lagena, 498 nucleotides long. RefSeq lists its product as uncharacterized. The record is from RefSeq and is a predicted model, not a curated record. Lineage: Eukaryota; Fungi; Ascomycota; Eurotiomycetes; Eurotiales; Aspergillaceae. The transcript has a single exon. The coding region runs from base 1 to 498 and encodes 165 amino acids.